GACGUCACCAAUUCCCAGUAAAUUUAAAUAUAGACUGAAAACUACCGAAUCGACUGACGGCAUAUUAUCAAUCAAGCACAGGUAACCUAGAUCUAUACAUGUUGUAAACACCAUGGAAGGCACACGUACCAAGGGUGAAUAUACAAAGGUAGAGACAGAGCUGGAGGUAAAGGUGGAAAGUCCCACCCCUUCCUCCACCGAGAAAUACGCCCCGCCAACACCGAAGUGGCUUAUGUUUGGAGUUGUUUUGUCUGUAGCUUUAAUAUUACUUCAGAUAAUAUCUGUAGUUCUCACAGUCGACUCAAUCAACAACCUGCAGAAUUCUGCCAGAUCACAUUCUACACCAGUCUACAACGGGUAUCAGCAGAAGGCCAUACUAUCCAAGAUCCCCUGCAACCGGUCGGCACUUUGUUCUGUGGUAGAGGAUGACACCUAUACAAAGCUAUUCACAAUUUUCAGUGGUAUCAAACGUCAAUCCCUCGUCAGGAGAACCAAUAAGGGAAUGCUUCCAUAUCAGACCUGGCCGAAUUGUAAGCAGUUCACACUAUCGCUAUCAAAUUGUUCGAGAAAUGAAUUAAGUUGGACUGUUGAUGCAUAUGGACGCCGAGAAGUUAGGAAUGGUACCGCAACGAUCAAGGAAAAUUCUACGUAUGGAGUGCAUAGCAUAUUUACUUUUGAGAACCCGCAUGACAAUACAAAAAAUAUUUCUGAAAUCAUACAUAAGAUACAUAUUGAAAGAGGUUCACAUAAUGGUUCCGAAGUAGUGUUUGAAAGGAGUGUUGUUUUCGAAUCAGAAACAGACAUUUUUAAAACGAGUACAAUUUUUGACUUUGUAUAUCUAUACGCUGGUGAUAGGGUGUAUCCAUCAGUUUCGGACACUUCAUUUCUAUACAACAUGUCACAGGCCAACGUAUGGGGUAUUUUUCCCGUGAUAUAAACCAGCUAAUUGCUGAUUUAGGUGAUUGUUUAAAACAAGGAAGUAUGCCGUUAUCAGUAGAUUGUUUUCAAACUUCCCUACAUUUGCGUUAAAUCCAUGUAAUGUGAAUGUCAGGUUUAUUACAUAUGUCGAAGCACCAAAACAUGAUAGAUCACAUAAUUUCAGAAACGCGGCCAUGAAAUUAGCCUUAGAAACAUCCUCAAAUUAUUAUUGUUCAUCUGUAAAUAACAGAGUUGUUAAUCACUUAUAUUUCGCGUUGGUUUUGUUUUCGAUUUAUACGCGAGGAGAGUCAAUCGCGAAUUCAAAUCCUUCGAGAUCCUUUGUAUGAAACUAAUACCGACGGAUGGCAUUGUAGGAGUCUUGGAGAAUCAGUUACUCUAAUAGCUCAUCAUUCACGAAUUUAAAGUCAUUUCUAGUUCAGCGUUUGCGAAAUCAUGCUUAAGUAAAUAUGUCUGAAGAGGUAAGUUCGCGAAAUGAAAUAUGCGCGAAGUCUAUGUAACUUAUAUUUAAAUUACAUUUUUGGAAAUGGAAGUGGAAACAGUUGGACGAACAGACCGAUUGAAACGACUAUUUCAUUGCACUAUAUGUCACUCACAUUGCUUCGCGGAGUCAUAGUAAUCGUUUUAUUACUCGCAAGAAUGUACAAUUUAAUCAUGGUUUUAUUCAUUUCCAUGAUCUAAUAAACGUUGAAUCAUAUAUGGUGCAGCCGUUAUAACUUCUGAGUAAAAACUUUUUAUAUGCACACAACAUCUUUGCAAAUUUUGUAUUAUUCGAUUCGAUAUAUUCAUUCUUAAACAUAAAUGGACCUAACCGCAUAUAUUACUUACAAAGAACAGCAACAUUCUGGGUCAAAACUGGAUCAAAGCACCACUGACGAGGCAUGGUUUGCCGAAAUAUGAUUAACAAAAACGAAUUAUAUUUCAGUAUAUUUCUGAUUAGUUGGAACUGUUCAAAAAGAUACAUGUAUGUUAGGCGUUUAGGCCUGUUUCGAUUCACUUGGUUAUUGCUGUUUAAUUCCAAUGAGUGUGUAAAUACCUUACAAUAAAAGUAAAAAUGAUUUAUCAAUAAUGCUACCAAUCUUCUAUCAUAAAUUUUGUAAUGUUAAAUUUCGGUGAGUUUUUUUUAUUGCCGGUAUAACCCAUCAUGUACUAUAACUCAUUAUUCAUAGGUCACCAGUAUAACCCAUCAUGUUCUAUAAAUAAUUAUUCAUAGGUGACCGGUAUAUCCCAUCAUGUUCUAUAACUCAUUAUUCAUAUGUGACCGGUAUAACCCAUCAUGUACUAUAACUCAUUAUUCAUAGGUGGCCGGUAUAAACCAUCAUGUACUAUAACUCAUUAUUCAUAUGUGACCGGUAUAACCUAUCAUGUACUAUAACUUCAACAGUGUACAUACUAAAGAUGUAAAUAAAAAUGCUGAUUAUGAGGAAAACGAAA
Molecule: messenger RNA, 2370 nt
Organism: Pecten maximus
Lineage: Eukaryota; Metazoa; Mollusca; Bivalvia; Pectinida; Pectinidae
Exons: 2
Coding region: 113-937 (274 amino acids)
Molecular function (GO): protein binding
Source: RefSeq, a predicted model, not a curated record